AUGGCUAACAGCACAAGCAUCACCCUUUCGUCUCUUCUGAACAGAAUGAUUCACCAAUAUCAGAGCGUUGUCUCCACCUCCAUCAAUGGCGGGAUCAAGUCAUUGCCAACCACCCCACCAUCUCCACCCUUUGUCCCCUUCGCCCGCCUCGGCUUUCUUCAGAUUGUGUUGUGGCUUUUCUCACUUGUUCUCUUCGGCAUGGGAUACAAGUACAUCGAACGAGAUUACAAGUUGUUCCUGUCAUUAGGACCCGGCGGCACUCCCUACUCGUUUCGAGGCUACACCAAACUCUCUUUGAUUAGUCUAUUCAAACUGCGAGAUCCAUACCGCGUCCCGGUCUUCCCUGCAAAGCCUCGACCAGCCAAUGGUUUUCUAGAAGACCUAAAAGCCCGUCAAGGUCCUCGUCCGCAAUUGCUUGGAAUUGCUCCACAGCGCCAGAUCACGCAAAAUCCUUCUCCAGAGAUGAUACAGAAGUUGCAAGAUAUGAUCCGCGAAAUGGUCAAUGAGUGUCCUUCUCGCUGGUAUAUUGCCAGAUCCAUGUUCGAAAAGCAUAACGAGGCGCUCUUCUCUAGAUUCAGAACGUCUAACGAGCCAGACCACUAUGUGGAGAUCGUCCAUUCGCAUAAGACCGAUGGUAGUAUGCAUCUUCACCUGCAUCCAGAGGAUAUGAAGAUUGUGUUAGACAAAGGCUGGGGAGAACGUCAUCCGCUCGCCCGUGGCACCACCUGGUGGUGGCAUUGGCCGUGUCCUCGUUGUUUCAUGAUCAUCUACGGGCCGAGGGACGAAGCAGAGCUCCAACAAAUUAAGAGCAUCAUCCGGGCUGCGGCAUGGUGGGUGAGUGGUGUUGACACCCGGAAGGAGAACGAGCUGCAGAAUGCUUUGGCCUCGGACUGA
Endocarpon pusillum Z07020 is the source of this 894-nucleotide messenger RNA. RefSeq lists its product as uncharacterized. The coding region runs from base 1 to 894 and encodes 297 amino acids. The transcript has a single exon. The record is from RefSeq and is a predicted model, not a curated record. NCBI's taxonomy places the organism in Eukaryota, Fungi, Ascomycota, Eurotiomycetes, Verrucariales, Verrucariaceae.